Messenger RNA from Funneliformis caledonium, 1290 nucleotides. The record is from the annotation of a GenBank genome assembly. NCBI's taxonomy places the organism in Eukaryota, Fungi, Glomeromycota, Glomeromycetes, Glomerales, Glomeraceae.
AUGUCCAUUUCUACCAUUUCCACAGAAUCCAUUUCUACAAAAUCCUUAUCAACGAAUACUUCCGAGAAGAAAUGUAGUCCUGAUUAUAAUAAAGGGCAAAAAGUUGAAUGUUUGGUAGUAGAUUCUGGUCCUUUAAUUAAAGGAACAAGUAUUCGUUCAUUUGCUGAAAAACUUUAUACUGUUCCUGAGGUCAUAUCCGAAAUUCGAGAUAAACGUUCUCGUGAUUUUUUGAAUCAAAUCUCAUUCGAUAUUCAAGUUAAAGUACCAUCAGAUGAAGCAUUGAAAGAGGGCAGUUUGUCUGCUGUUGAUCUAAGGGUUUUGGCCUUAACUUAUAUGCUUGAGGUUGAAGCCAAUGGUACUGAACGGUUAAGAAAAGAACCUGUAAAAUCUCGUACGCAGUUGGGUGGUGAUAAUAAAAAUUCCACCAAAGAUCCCAAAACGAAAUCCGAAGAAAAACGUAUAAUUGUCGAUCAGCAAAUUGAUGAAGCGAAUUUAGUGUCAAAUCUAGAACAUUUACAACUCCAAGACACCUUAGUUGAGGCACCUAGUUCAGAAAGAGACGAGAGUGAUUUGGUUAUGGGAGAUGAUGGAGUAACUGUAGAAAGUGACACCGAAAAGAAUGAUAAUAAUUUUAAUAAAAUAAAAAAUUCAGAUCAAACAUCUAAAAAUCAAAAAACGAAUGAUUCUUUGGAAGUUUUAGGUCGGCAAGUUGAUUAUGAUGACGAUGAUAUUGGAUGGAUCACCCCGGAUAACAUUGAUGAAUAUCAAGCAAAAGAACAAAAGUUUGUUUUCAAUUUAAAAAAAGAUGAUGAAAAUAUGAAAAUUGCUUGUAUGACGACAGAUUAUUCUAUGCAAGAUCAGAAAGGUGAAGAACUGGGUUCUUCGAUGCCACGCGUGAUAACUACAAAUAUGGAGAAACAAUUUUGUCCUAAUUGUGGAAAUGCAACUUUAAUUCGUACAUCUACGAGUACGGACGCGAAUGGUAACGUGAUUUAUUACUUGAAAAAGAAUUUUCAAUACAAUUUACGCGGAAGCAAGUAUUCAAUACCAAAUCCAAAAAGUAGUCGUCAUGUCAAGAAUCUUAUUCUUCGUGAAGAUCAAAAAGAAUAUCAAAAGGCAUUAAAAGAUCAAAGAAGACAAAAGGAAAUUGAUAUUUUUGAUCCUGAUUAUAUUCCAAGACUCUUAAUCGGAUCAAAUCUUUCAAAAUCUAAUACACCAGUUAUUGGUUAUGGUCGUAGAAAUCCAAAUGAAGCUAGACGAGGAAAAAACAAAGGGAGAAAAAAGCGAUAA